UACUACUUGUUUUACGGUCAUUUUGGUGUUAAAUAUGAUGAUGUUAACACAGACUUUUGUCACGGUGCUCUUUGCCAUUGGUGGGUAUUGCCACAGCAUCAGUCACAGAGACAUAGAGCUUACGAAAUGUUUCGAUACAGUAUGCUGGAAUCCGGAAAAUUAUCCGGCAGAAGAAAUAAUGACCGAACUAUACAAUACGAAUGAAAAUAACAUGGACUUAUUCGGUAAAUAUGAAGAACUGUCCGAAACAGUCCGCUCAGAAGCGGCUUCCUGUAAUCUGUGUAAGCACAUGGCCAGCCUGAGGGUGUCACCAGUGACGCUGCAGGAAGGGGACGAUACCUUCUACGUCGUUAGGACACAGCACUAUCAGCAUAACAUCACCCUUAAUAUAUGUGAAUCGGAGAAGGUGCAGAAAGAGAAAUCCUUAUGCCUGAACACAGGAGACAGCCAAGAAAUUCUGGACAUUAAGAAGGCUUGCGAGCAGAAGUAUAGUAACAUCAAAUUUUUAGUGUACGAUAUGAAAAAUAAGAGUUUUAUAGAAAAAACACUGCAAUAUCCCAGUGCCUGCGUUUGCACCAUAGAGAAGAGUAUUUGAAAACUUUGAAAUGUUGGAAUAAACAGACUAUUGUAAUUUAUAGGUUAAUAUAGUUAUACACAGGUAUUUCCUGUCAUAUUUUUUUCUUCGUGAA
Anoplophora glabripennis (Asian longhorned beetle) is the source of this 689-nucleotide messenger RNA. RefSeq lists its product as uncharacterized. The record is from RefSeq and is a predicted model, not a curated record. The coding region runs from base 35 to 595 and encodes 186 amino acids. Lineage: Eukaryota; Metazoa; Arthropoda; Insecta; Coleoptera; Cerambycidae. The transcript is spliced from 3 exons.